CAAAAAGUGAAAAGAAAAAUCCCUUCCUUGGGCUGCAAGUCAUCCCUGCAUUAAUAUGUAGUCUCUUGACUUCAAUAACCAAUCAAAAAUAAUGCUGGCCAUGUCGACCCUCAGUUUUGAAACUGAAUGCAGAGAGAUUCAUGGUUCUUGGGGACAGCUAAACCGAUUGGCUCGAGCUUUGGCGAAUCGAACGCGGCAUGAGAGGCAACAGAUUAGAGAAACUUACAAGUCAAUCUAUGGAGAUGACUUGGUAAACAGACUCAAAGAAGCAGCUGCUGCUGGGAUUUCACCAAAAUUAUGUGCUGCCUUGUCUAUGUGGAUGACUGAGCAGCACGAGCGUGAUGCUGUCGUGGUCCGCGAGGCCCUUGAUGAUCAGAAAGGCAAUACAAACUACAACGCGCUUGUAGAGAUUUUUGUGGGUCGAAAAUCGAGUCAUAUCCUUCUUAUCAAGCAAGCAUACUACAGAAGAUUUUGGAGGCAGUUAGACCAAGAUAUCAUCAACAUCGAGCCUCCCAAUCCUUACCAAAAGAUACUGGUAGCAUUGGUUGCAUCACAUAAGGCACACCAUGCGGACGUUAGCCAACAUAUCGCGAAGGUGGACGCAAGGAGGCUUUACGAAACUGGGGAGGGGGGUUCCGGUCCCAUAGAAGAAGCCGUUGUCUUAGAAAUACUAAGUAAACGGAGUAUUCCGCAGCUUAAGCUUACAUUUUCGUGCUAUAAACACAUCUACGGACAUGAGUAUACAGAGUCCCUGAAAACCAGAAACUACGGAGAACUUGAAAAUGCAAUGAAAAUGGUAGUACAAUGCAUCUACAAUCCACCUGACUAUUUCGCUACGAUGUUGUAUGCAAGCAUGAAGGGGUGUAUCAGCGACGAAGGUGCAGUGCGACGUGUGAUGGUGAGCAGGGCAGAAGUAGACAUGGAUGAAAUUAAAAGGGAGUUUAAGAUGAAGCAUGGGAUGGAACUGAGAGAUGCAAUCUGUGACAACAUCCCGUCCGGCGACUAUAGAGAAUUUCUUGUUGCUUUGACGGUCUCGAAAUCAAAUGAAUCUGUAUAAUUUAUGUGUUGAAGCAUCAUCAUUUUAUAUUUCAACAACUUGAGUUUUGUUUAUUGGAUUUA
Pyrus x bretschneideri (Chinese white pear) is the source of this 1119-nucleotide messenger RNA. Its product is annotated as annexin A13. The transcript has 4 exons. Lineage: Eukaryota; Viridiplantae; Streptophyta; Magnoliopsida; Rosales; Rosaceae. Gene Ontology annotation, molecular function: calcium-dependent phospholipid binding; calcium ion binding. The coding region runs from base 92 to 1057 and encodes 321 amino acids. Gene Ontology annotation, cellular component: cytoplasm. The record is from RefSeq and is a predicted model, not a curated record.